This is a messenger RNA of Ictalurus punctatus (channel catfish), 4360 nucleotides long. It is a transcript of the gene gpr137bb, whose product is annotated as G protein-coupled receptor 137Bb. NCBI's taxonomy places the organism in Eukaryota, Metazoa, Chordata, Actinopteri, Siluriformes, Ictaluridae. The transcript is spliced from 7 exons. Gene Ontology annotation, cellular component: lysosomal membrane. The record is from RefSeq and is a predicted model, not a curated record. Bases 318 to 1493 code for a protein of 391 amino acids. Gene Ontology annotation, biological process: negative regulation of osteoclast differentiation; negative regulation of bone resorption; regulation of autophagy.
UGAAUAGCUCCACCAAUGAGAGCUCGAUAUCCAGAUCACAUGCUCCUGGUCCACUCUCUACACGGCUGUAGGAAGCCAUGCUUAUCCUUUUCAUGUCUCCUCCUCCUUCCUGCCUCAUCCUUUCUCCCGGUUUUUCCCCUGCCUUUCUCCCUCACAUAUAGGGCUUGGGCAGGUGCAUGAACAUGGGCAUAGAAACAGAUGAGUGCAACAGCAGCAAGAACAACAGAUCUGGAGCUGUGCAUUUUUUUGGUGAGACCAGACCUUAAUCAGCUGCCAGGAGAGAAAGUCAGGGUGUGAGAGUAAGUGAGUGCAGGAAGAUGGAGGACACUCGGCUGAUGGAAGAGAGGAGGGAGGACGGUUCGAGGGCUUCAGGAGCCAAUGCGUCCCUCUCCCCGGCAACCUUAAGCCCGGCUGUUCCUCCGUACGUGAAGCUGGGCUUGACGGUGGCCUACACGGCUUUCUACUCGUUGCUCUUCGCCUUCGUCUAUGCCCAGUUGUGGCUAGUGCUGCGCUACCGGCACAAGCGCUUCAGCUACAAGACAGUGUUCCUCUUCCUGUGCCUGCUGUGGGCGGCACUGCGUGCCCUGCUCUUCUCCUUUUACUUCAGGGACUGUGCGACAGCCAACACUCUUGGGCCCUUCGCCUUCUGGCUGCUCUACUGCUUCCCAGUGUGCCUGCAGUUUUUCACACUCAGCCUGAUGAACCUCUACUGUGCACAGGUUUUCUUUAAGGCCAAGUCGAAGUAUUCUCCUCAUCUGCUCAAGUACAAGUUCCCUUUGUACCUGGUCUUCGUAGGUGCUAGUCUGCUCUUCCUCUUGGUGAAUCUGGCUUGUGCUCUGCUGGUUAAAAUGACGGAUGCGCAAGUUAAGACAAUCGUCUUGGUGCGUGUCACCAUUAACGACUCCCUUUUCGUGCUCUGUGCCAUCUCUCUCUCCGUCUGUCUCUACAAGGUGGCCAAGAUGUCCCUUGCCAGUAUCUACCUAGAGUCCAAGGGGACCUCUGUGUGUCAGGUGACCCUGAUUGGCAUUAUGGUGAUUCUCCUGUAUACAUCGCGUGCCUGCUACAAUCUUGUUGUUCUGGCUUUAACAGACAUCGAAAACAUCAAUUCCUUCGAUUAUGACUGGUACAACGUGUCUGACCAGGCAGACCUGAGGUCCAAUCUGGGUGAUGCUGGAUAUGUAGUGUUCGGAGUGAUUCUCUUCGUCUGGGAACUUCUGCCCACCUCCCUGGUGGUGUUCUUCUUCAGGGUUCGCAAGCCAGCACAAGACAGGAGUGCAUCUGCCAUCCCCAGUCACGUCUUCUCUACCAAACGCUACUUCUUUGACAAUCCUCGACGAUAUGACAGUGAUGACGAUCUGGCCUGGGGAUCCUAUCCUCAGAAUUCUUCAACAAGUUUGUCCUCAGACUGCUAUGACUGGGGCAGCCGAAGCAGCAGCUUCCUCAUAAACCUGGGUGGAGAAAAUCAGCGCUCGUCACCAGGCCUAAACCAUUAACACAGGAGCUCUGCAUACUGCUGUUUGUAAAUCCUCUGACGCACUGCACUUUAACAUGUCCAUCUGCAUAUAUGGGUCUUUACAGUUGACUAACACUUCCGCGGCACAAGCCAUCCAGAAAGGGGAUUGCGUAACGUGAGAUCUAAGGAAGGCAUGUGUUACCAUGGUGAUCACGGCUAAGCGAUGCAUGGGUUACCAUGGGAACCCUGUCUGACUGCAUUGUAAUCUCUCAUGCUGUAACUGAUGUAAAAAGGUACACUAAUCAAGAUUUCAGUUGUCACGUCUUCAAUCAAAAGGCCACAAAUGUCACAUGUAAGUUGUAGUUGUUACUGUAGUACACACUUAUAGCUAAACCUAGUAGGAAUCUGUAUACACUGUAAUUAUUCUCGCUCGCACACACACACACACACAGUACAGUUUUAAUUGUCACACGGAAUCAAAGAAAUCCUUUUAAAAAAUCUUAAUUGGAGUACCUUUAAUCUGAGCACUAGUAACUUCACGUAACAUAAAGUUUAGUCACCAUCAUAUACACAAGUGAAAAUAUCGACCAUAAAAUAAGCUAUUAUUUAUAGCACGAAUGUUAUUUGCUAUAUUUGUGUUGACAAUAAUAAAUAGAAAAAAAGACAAGAAAUACUGCUCCUGUUCCAGCAAUUAUUCCUAUUAAAGGAAUAAACGUCUUUAUUUCUUCUGCAGUAUUUCAUGCCUUUUAUUCAUGCUAGUUGUGAAAAUUACGCUUUCAAUGGAUUUGUUGGUUGAAAAUAUUUUGUUGAGCAUCAGACUGUAAAGGUUCACCAAUAAAGAAAUAUUUUGAUGUUUGAAACAGAAAUGUGUUCUUUUGACCCCAAAAUCUGAAACAGCUAUACUGUUAACAAUAGGACUAUGACUUUACACUCAUUAGGUGUAAUGAGCUCCUUAAACUAUGCUUUAGGAUUUUUAGGUCAGGACAUGUCACCUAUUUUUAAAAUAUGAAACACAACUGAAACCAGAGCUAACUACUAAAGGCAAUCUUUUGUGUGCGUGUGUGUUUUAUUUUUAUUUUAUUAGUUAUUCUAAGCAAAUAUUUUAAUGCUAGCACGAACACUGCACUGCACUAUAUGACAUCAUUAAUAGGGCAUUGGUGAAUACUCGAGUCUGAUUGGUCGGAAGGUGUUGAUUAAUUUUCUAUAACAGUGGCUCUGAUAGUAGUUCUGACUGCAAGGUUUGAAUGAAUGCACUCGCUCCAAUAGUUUUUAAUUUGUAACAAUUUACACAGGGACUUGUAUGGCAGAUGCCCCACAUUAAAUGCGUUGUUGAUAUUUCUGUUGAAGUUGUCUGUUAGGAGAUGUUUAUUUAAAAUUUUUGGAAGGAGUCUUCAGUGUCAGUGACUUGUAGCAGUCAGAGGUAAAGCUGGAACUUCAAAGCUGUAAUUUUUAGAUACAGGAAAGUCUUCAGGACAGAGGCCUUCAAGUGACUGACUGUUUGGAGGUGCUAUAACUUAUCUAAAAACAGGAACUAACUUUUUUAACAGAUGUUUCACAGCGUUUGACAAAACUAUAAAUAAAUAAAAUAUGACAUUAUUUAAUUAAUAAAAACAGUAAUCAUUGGCAAAUUCCUGUGGUAUAGAAGGAAUAAAAUCAUUUCAGGAAAUGUGGUUAUUGGAAAAUAAUUUAUCCAGGAUUAUUCUCUAAUACUUUCUGCUUAUUCUCUUAGAAAGUACACUUUGUAAUGUUUUUUCCCUUACUUAAAUAUACUGAUCAGCCAUAACAUUAAAAAAACAUCCUGAACAUCUCGUUACAAUGGCAUGUCAAGGGGUGGGAUAUAUUAGGCAGUAAGUAAACAGUCAGUUCUCUAAGUUGAUGUGUUGGAAGCAGGAAAAAUGGGCAAGCGUAAGGAUCUGAACCACACUGACAAGCACCAAAUAGCUAGGCAACCGGGUCAGAGCAUCUCCAAAACAGCAGGUCUUGUGGAGUGUUCCUGGUAUGCAGUGGCUAGUACCUACCAAAAGUGGUUCAAGGAAGGACAACCAGUGAACUGGUGACAGGGCCAAGGAUCAUUGAUGUGCAUGGGGAGCGAAGACUAGCCCAUCUGGUUCGAGUCCACAGAAGAGCUACUGUAGUACAUACUGCUGAAAAACUUAAUGCUGGCUGUGACAGAAAGGUGUGAAUAAACAGUGCAUCACAGCUUGCUGCGCAUGAGGCUGUGUAGUUGCAGACCAGUCAGAAUACCCAUGCUGACCCCUGACUAAUAAGUGCGAUCCAUGGAGGCCCCAUCUCGCAACUUAUAGAACUUAAGAGAUACCAUAAUAAAAUAUGCUAUUUCAGUUCCUUCAUAGCAUCUUCUAUGCUUUUCCAGGAUAUCAUGAAUAUUUCCAGGACGUUUGUUCCAUUUUCCAUGUGUUUUCUAUGACUACACUAUAAUUGAUAGAGGAUGAUUGAGAACUCUGAAAAACCAUAUUUGGUUUUACAAUUAUAAUAGAGAUUCGUUUCAGACUGUUUCACAUCUUAUAUCAGAGUUUCUGAGAACUUAAUCCUUUGCAUGCAAUCAGAGGACAAACAUGGAGACGUCCAAUGGCAGACAUUUAUUUCUCCUUUUAAAUAAAUAGAUUUGACAAGUUCACAAAUAAACAAAUGAUCCAUUGUAAUGCACACAGACAGUGAAUAGAGCUGGGGAAAAACUCCUUCUUUUACAAAUGGUGCAAAAUCAGGACUGAAAAGAAAGAAAAACAAUCAUAUCAGAUCACACACCACUCACUCAUUCUGAAGGAGUCUGAUCAUCAGUACUGCGAAAGCCUUUUCCUCCAUCUGAACUCAGAGUAUUUCCUUUCUUAAUAUGAUAUUUAUUAUCAUUUCUUAACCAUUUCAAUAAUAAUAAUAAUAAAAAAUCGCUGG